This is a messenger RNA of Colletotrichum paranaense, 315 nucleotides long. RefSeq lists its product as uncharacterized. The coding region runs from base 1 to 315 and encodes 104 amino acids. The transcript has a single exon. Lineage: Eukaryota; Fungi; Ascomycota; Sordariomycetes; Glomerellales; Glomerellaceae. The record is from RefSeq and is a predicted model, not a curated record.
AUGAGACUGUUCGAGAUAAGCCAUUCGAGACACAGGUCUCCUCGCCGAGUCGCCGCCCUCAACCAUCUUGACAAAGGCAACAAUGUUUCAGGCGGCCAUCGUCCUGCCAAGCAAGGCACAUGCAAACGGACGUCUACUGAAGACUGGUCACAACUAUCACUGAUCUACCUUACAUAUGCCUUGCCUACGUGCCUACCAGCCUGCUUGACGAACUGGCAGGUCCCUCGCUGUCAACGGCUCACGCGCCGUAUCUCACACCACUCGCUCCAACGUCGUUCAAAGUGCCAUCCGGGAUGGCUUGAUCAGCUAGGAUGA